This is a messenger RNA of Haliaeetus leucocephalus (bald eagle), 1005 nucleotides long. RefSeq names its product peptidyl-tRNA hydrolase 2 (gene PTRH2). Gene Ontology annotation, biological process: positive regulation of anoikis; negative regulation of anoikis. The record is from RefSeq and is a predicted model, not a curated record. The transcript is spliced from 2 exons. Gene Ontology annotation, cellular component: mitochondrion; cytosol. NCBI's taxonomy places the organism in Eukaryota, Metazoa, Chordata, Aves, Accipitriformes, Accipitridae. The coding region runs from base 382 to 900 and encodes 172 amino acids. Gene Ontology annotation, molecular function: peptidyl-tRNA hydrolase activity.
CCGCGGCCUUCGUUAGAGCUGGAGGCGGCUCUGGGUCCGCCCCUCGCCCCCUCCCGGGAGGCAGCCCUCGAGGGGAUUUUGGGUAUUGAUUUUAAAAACCCCCACGCUUUUACCGUUUCUCUCGCCAUUUUUAGGUGUAACUUGCACAUAAUUUGCGGUGGGGUUUUUUUGGUUUUUUUUCUUAGCUCUGCUUCCCCAGCUGAAGCCCACCGCCGGUAGGUUUUGCACCGUCACCGGUGACGUGGUUGCGAUUAAAAUGCUGUCGCUGGGAAAGGAGGAGACGGUGCGCCGAGGAAGGUGCACUCUCACAACCUGAAAAAAUGCUCGAGUAAAUCCCGCCUUUCCCCUCUCCCCUUUCACAGCCAGUCUCCAAAAUCCAUCAUGGAUUAUCUCUCUAAACCCGGGGUCCUCAGUGUCAUUGCCGGAGUUGCGUGCGGAGUGUGCCUAGGAUGGGGCAUUCGCGGGAGACUUUUAAGACACUCCAAAGCUGGAGUGACGGCGCCUGCCGACAACCUGGGGAGCAAAGCUGACAUCAUGGGAGAGUCCGGGGAGUUCAAGAUGGUGCUGAUUGUCCGCAACGAUUUGAAGAUGGGAAAGGGUAAAGUAGCAGCACAGUGUUCCCAUGCUGCUGUUUCCGCCUACAAGCAAGUUCAGAGAAGAAAUCCUGAACUCCUGAAACAGUGGGAGUACUGCGGACAACCUAAAGUGGUCCUCAAAGCUCCUGAUGAAGAGACUCUGAUCCAACUCCUGGCUGAUGCUAAACACCUCGGACUGACUGUGAGCUUAAUACAAGAUGCGGGUCGUACUCAGAUAGCUCCAGGCUCCCAGACCGUCCUUGGUAUUGGACCGGGACCAGCUGAUGUAGUAGAUAGAGUUUCUGGUCACCUAAAACUCUUCUAAACUGAGGACCAAAGAAAUCUGAAUGCAAUGGUGUAUGUCAGUAAUGAAGGCAUAAAACCCAAGUUUGGGGAUUUCUCCAUAUGUUCCCUCAGUAUAAAUAAAAUA